CAGAUUAGAAACAAAGAGAGCUAACUCUUCAACAUAGCUCCUUAUUCAUCUAAUGCACUAGGCCAAUUUUACAAAAGAAAUACACUGUUGCUGUUUCCCAUUUAUCAGUCGUCAAUUGCUCCGCAUGUGCUUCAGUUGUUUCCCAUUCGAAACUACAAAAAACUACCCCUAUAACUUCUAGGGGCAGUUAAAUGGGUGGUAAUUUAGAGUUUGGAUGCAAGGAAAGGAGGAAGCUUGGACUGACUCUACGAUAAAAGAAUCCAUCAUGCAAUUUUCAAAUCCUCUGCAUUUUCCAAUCUAGAAGAUCAUGGAGAAAGAGAGCUAAAGUUCAAGACGCAUGAGGAAGCGAACCAAGGGAAUCAGAGAAGAGAUUGAAAGACAAAAAACAACAGGUCAUUAAAGAGCAACCAACGAUUAGAACUGAAGCCAUUGGGUGUGAGGUUAGAGUAGAGAUCAAAAGGAUUAGAAAACUAUUUUCUCCCCACCAUUUCUGAAGGAUGAGAUUGGUUCUUAUCCCUUGAACUGCAGGAUCAGAAGUUUACAACAUAUGCCUGAAUGGGAUGCUAACCUUAUAAUGCUUGCAUUAGCACUACAUGAAGUACAUUUUUCAAUUCUAAGGGAGGGAAAUUCGGGUGGUCCUCUUGUUAAUGUUGGUGGAGAAAUUGUUGGCAUCAAUAUAAUGAAAGUCAUAAUAGCAGAUGGGUUGAGUUUUGCGGUGCCUAGAUACAAAUGCAUUGCAUACAUAUAUGAUAUGAUAUUCAGAGCAUUUUUGGUUGGUGGAAUAGUUAUUCGUUGGUCAAAAUAUAAAAUAAGGUAAAUUAGAUGGAGAGCGAAGCAAAUUAGGAAUGCCAAUUCCAUGCUUUUACAACUCUUCUUCAAGUAAGUUGGAAGGAGCAAGAAAUGGCUAAUCAUGUCUCCCCCAAGGUUUUAUCUAUUUCUUCUUCACACUCCUUAGAAGAAAAAAUUGGUGCAAGCAUGGAAUAGCUGCUCUUAAUGUGUUGUGCUCUCUAUCUAAUUUACCUUACUGAAGGAAGAUAACUAUUUUGAUGAACAUUUUGAAAAUUUAUUACCUUUAAGAACGUAUUUGAAAAUUAUGUUGUGAUGGUGGGUUGUUCAGGGGUGAUGGUGAAACUUGAAGGUCUUAAAUCAGCUAGCAUAUUGAGAUAUAAAAUUUUUAAUAUUGAAAAAUUUACACGUAUUCGAAGUUUUUUAUUUACCAUCAGAUCAUCCAUAAAAUGAGAUGUCAGACCACAGAAGGCCAUGUUGUAGAGGAGAGUCGUUCGGCCUUGGCUUGGAUUUAAAAUGCUCGAUCUUAAUGACAUGAUCAUUGCUCAACUUAGAGAGAGAGUUGUCACAUUUUCUAAUGUCAAAAAAGGUGUCCUCGUAGCUAUGGUAUGUUUUCUUCCCAUUUUGUUGUGUUUCUGACUUUCUGUAUAUGCCGGUUAUAUGGUAUUAAUGAUCUUGUUCCUGACCAUUUAAAUAUAUACGGGAGUCUUUGUGCCUUGUCACUUUUCGUAUUAACUUGCUCCAAAUAAUGUUCCGGUGACUCCUGGAUCUCCUGCUGAUCGUGCUGGAUUCCACCCUGGUUAUGCUGUCAUUGAAUUUGAUGGAAAGCCAGUUGAAUCUAUCAAGGAGAUCAUUGAGAUGAUGAGCGACAGAAUUGGAAAAGCGAUAAAGGUGGUUGUGAAAAGAGCAAAUGAUGAAACGGCCAUUUUGACAGUAAUUCCAGAGGAAGCCAAUCCAGAUAUGUGAGAUACUACAGUUCUGUUGUUUCAGGUUUUCUGUUGAUGUGUAUCAUAUUUAUUG
Molecule: messenger RNA, 1806 nt
Organism: Rubroshorea leprosula
Lineage: Eukaryota; Viridiplantae; Streptophyta; Magnoliopsida; Malvales; Dipterocarpaceae
Source: the annotation of a GenBank genome assembly